Corvus hawaiiensis (hawaiian crow) is the source of this 6574-nucleotide messenger RNA. RefSeq names its product nuclear casein kinase and cyclin dependent kinase substrate 1 (gene NUCKS1). The transcript has 8 exons. Gene Ontology annotation, cellular component: cytoplasm. The record is from RefSeq and is a predicted model, not a curated record. Gene Ontology annotation, biological process: interstrand cross-link repair; double-strand break repair via homologous recombination. Bases 280 to 1164 code for a protein of 294 amino acids. Lineage: Eukaryota; Metazoa; Chordata; Aves; Passeriformes; Corvidae. Gene Ontology annotation, molecular function: double-stranded DNA binding; single-stranded DNA binding.
CCAUUUUGCGGGGGGGAGCGGCGGGAGCGGGACCGGCACCGACACCGGGACCGCGACCGGGAUCAGGGAGCGACACCGGGAUCGGGGCCGGGAUCGGGAUCGGGGAGCGGCACCGGGGGCGGCGGCGGCGCCUGACGGGGGAGCGGCGGCUCCGCAGGCGCGGCCUGAGGCGCUGGGCCCAGCGCUCCCGCUCGCUCCGGGCGGCCUCAGCGUCCCCGGCGGCCUCAGCGUCCCCGUUGCCUCCGCGCCCACCCCCGGGCGGCCCGAAGCGCCGGGAAGAUGUCGCGGCCCGUCAGGAACAGGAAGGUGGUCGAUUACUCCCAGUUUCAGGAAUCAGAUGAUGCUGAUGACGAUUAUGGAAGAGAUUCAGGUCCCCCAUCCAAGAAAAUCCGUUCGUCUCCCCGAGAGGCUAAAAACAAGAGGAGAUCUGGGAAGAAUUCUCAGGAGGACAGUGAGGAUUCAGAAGACAAAGAUGUGAAGACUAAGAAAGAUGAUUCACACUCAGCAGAUGAAGAUUUUGGCAGUGAAGAUGAUGACGUAGGAGCGGACGAUGGCAAAGCUGACAGCGACUACGAGAGCUCUCAAAAAAGCAAAAAAGGAAAGAAGGCUAAACCAGACAAGAAUAAGAGAGCAGCCUCCAAAUCCAGGAAAAGGCCUGCAGAGGACAGCGAGGAUGAGAAGGAAGAUCACAAAAGUGUUCGUCAGCAGCGGCAGGCGGCGUCCAAAGCAGCCUCCAAACAGCGGGAGAUGCUCAUGGAUGAUGUGGGGAGUGAGGAGGAAGAGCAAGAGGAUGAUGAGGCACAGUUCCAGGAGACAGAUUCAGGAAGUGAUGAAGACUUCCUCAUGGAAGAUGAUGAUGACAGUGACUAUGGCAGUUCAAAAAAGAAAAAUAAGAAGGUCUCCAAGAAAUCCAAGCCAGAGAGGAAAGAAAAGAAAAUGCCCAAGCCCAGGCUAAAGGCUACAGUGACCCCCAGCCCAGUGAAAGGCAAAGGGAAGGCAGGUCGCCCCACAGCUUCCAAGGCAACAAAAGAAAAGACCCCAUCCCCCAAAGAAGAGGAUGAAGAGCCUGAAAGUCCCCCAGAAAAGAAAAAAUCAGCCAGCCCUCCACCAGAGAAGUCAGGGGAUGAGGGAUCUGAAGAUGAAGCACCCUCUGGUGAAGAUUAAAAUGGCAGUUGAGGAAAAUCUUUGUUUAAAAAAAAAAAGAGAAAAAAAAGAAAAAGGAAAAGAAAAACAUACUUAGGGGUAGAACACGGUUUUGGCUGUGGCUUGACUCAUGGGCUUUGAAUGCUGUCUUUACUUUCAGCUGUUUAAUACAGUGUAUCCUUUUUUAAUAAGAGGAAACCCUUCUACAGUAAUAUUUUGAAGUCAAUGUUCUCUGUUGGCCAUUCCGUUCUCCCUCCUCUGCCAAACCUGAAAAGCCAUUUGAGACAAAUUAACAGACCAUUCAAUAUUUUAUUUUUUUUCAAGGGAUACUGCAGUUGAGAAGCAAUAAGGUUUGAGACUGAUCUGUGGAAACCAUACUUACAAAUCCUUAAGUAGAAUAGAUUAUCCCAGUGCUGGUAAGAGUUGUUUAAAACUAUUAUUCUGUAUUUGGAAUAUAUGGAAAAAAUAAUGAACCUCUGCUUUAACAGACUUUGAGACGAGUUCAGUCUCAGCAAAAAUGUAGUUGAUCUAAUUCCAGUGGAGGAAGAUGAAACACAGGGAGGAAUCCUGUGUUUCUUGGAUUCAGGCACGUUUUUCAUGGAAAGCAGUCAAGAAACUCAGAGAUGGUCCAGUGUCUUUGAUUUAGAAAAGACCCUCCAGUCAGGAUGGGAGAUCUUUUGUCUCUGCUGGAUAGAAAACUGUUCUGUAGGCAAACUGCAGCCCAUUCCAGACAAAUUCAGAUACUCAACCUCCAGCCUUCCCACAUCCACUAACCCUUCUUUUAUUCCUUCUGUAGAUGGGCAGAACAGGGAAGAGAAAUUGCAAACCAUUUUAAAACCUGCUUUCCAUUUGGUAUCGUGGAAAAUGUGUUUAUUAGAGGUUUUUUUCCAAGGAAAAAAAAUCAACAGAUAAUGUAAAAUUAAAUUCUUCAGCUUUUGGGGCGAGGGAUGUCCUUUUGUGAGUGUGAAGCAAAGGAUUCCUGUAGUGCUCUGGUCAGUUUAGAUCCCAUGAGUCAGGCUUGAGUGUUUCUCUUCCCUCCCUCCAUCUGUCCUCAGCAAAGCUCCGGGGAUCCCUGGCAGAGGGGGCACAGCGGGCACUGGGCAGCUCCAGGGUGCCACUUCCCUGUCCCCACCCUGCUCCCUGUGGGAUCUGCUCCCACCCUCCUGCUGAUGGGCUGCUGGCCCAGCUCCCUGAGCUGGGAGUGCUGGGUGGGGAGGUGGAGCUGGAAGGAGCUGGAGUCAGGAUGUCCCUGUCAGAGCAGGACACUCGAGGUGUGCGUGGUGGCAUUUUAAUGUGUUUUUAUCCAAGCAGCCAUAUCCUUCCUUUUUUUUAUUAUUUUCUAAACUUCCAUUAAGCUCCACAAGCCUUGGUUUUCAAACCCUGAGACAGAGGUUGCUGCCGUGUUUGUUGGUGGAAACAUUGAAAACUGGACCUGCCAUUUCUAUUUUUAUUUCCCUAAGCCCUCUGUGCUUCUGUCCGUUGCUCACACUUCUCUUCCAGCUGACGAGCUUUGCAUCCUUUUUGGUUUUUUUGGGGUUUUUUUGUCACAGAACUACACAUUUUGGAACCAGCCUCCUGAAGGUAACAUAAGGCAGCUAAUCAGUUGGGAUUUCUGGUGCACGUGGCACCAGCUUGUGAAUCCUGUGUGGGAUUUUCGAGAGCUCUUAGAUGCGAUACACUAAAUAUGGGCAGGAAGGACACUGAAUCCCUAGGGAGCCUGAAGAUGCUGAGCACAGUGUGGAGCCUCAGGUGGGGAAUGGAAUAUUCCUCCAGCAGCUGAGCGAUUGUCUUGUGUGAUUCCCUAGCCCUGGAUUUUAUUGAGGCUGGUAAAUUCCUUUACCUUGGCUUAUAAAAAUUGAAGUUCUCUAACGUUCUUUACUCUCAUGGAACUACUGUUGCCGUUACAAUAAAGAUGAUGUUGUUUCAUUGUAAAUCUAUUUUUUUAAUUUUUAUUUUUUAAGGUGGUUCGAUUUUUUUUUUUUUUUUUUUUUGGUUUGUUUUUUUCAGAACAGCUUCAGGCUGCAGGGAAAUCUCAGUCUUGAAAAAGAAGUGAAUGUAAUCCCCUCUCCUCUCCCACACCCCUUCCCACCUGCUGGAUUUCUGGGAGAGCAGAGCCUCUUGCAUUCCCUCAGCUUCUUGGGUAAUACAGGGAAAAUAAAUGGCCACAUUUUAAAAAUAAAAACCAUUUUGGGGUAGCAAACACUUUUGCAAAUCUCUGGUUUCCAGAGCUGUUCUCCUGCAGUCCAGACUCUGUUUCAAGCUACUCUUGUCCAUUGGGUUCUUAGGGGUUUUUCUGGAAUUCAGGUGUUCAAGGAUAAUUCCAGGUGAUCUGGUUCUUCACCUGCCAGACCAGGUGUUUUCUGAAGACUGUUUUGUGAACCUCAGCUAAAAUACAUUUUUGGUUUGUUUAUAUUUUUUUCUAACACGGUUAAGAAAAGUUAAGGCUGUGAAAAAUCCUUUUUCUGUUCUCAGUUCAGCUUUUGGAUCAUUUCAUGCCUGGCAAGUUUGGCCCUUGAUUUUACAGAACUCUUCUGCUUUCUCACACGUUCAUUUCUCAUGAGUUGGAGGCUGCCUGAUGCUUCUUUCUGAGUGUAUCACAACCCAAACACUAUGAAAAUCCUGGAUUUGGGCAAUUUUGUAACUUUUUCCAAACCUGUUCUGCUGAUUUGUGCAAACACUAAGCCCUAACGGUGUCUUGGCUCCUCUGUUAGAAAUACAGCAGUUCACAUUUUUACAGACAGAAGAAAAUUGUCAAGGUGAAUAUUUUUAUUAUUUUGAGUUUUUUUUUUCCAGCAUACAACAUUUUUCAGCAACAGCAAACUUCACCUUUUUUAAUGCCCUUCGGAAUUAAUUUGUAUUGAACAUUCUGGAAGGAAAGCUGGGAAAAUGCCUUUCUUUAGGAGCAUGAAGAGAUUUUUGUGGAGCAGAAGGUUCCAUGCACAGGAGGAGGCUUUGCAAAGAUUUUCUCUCCCACAGCUGUAGUUCUGGAGCCUUUGCAGAGAGGUAAAAUUGAUUUAUUCCAAAGUUCAGUCUCGAGCCCUGCCCUGGUCUUGCUCUUAAAAUUUCAGCUCAGAUCUUCCAUCCUGUCCCUGAAUCCUCCCCACCACGUCCAGCUCUGUGGUUUAUGCCAACAGUCCUGCCUUGAACCUGUCAAAGUCAGCAAUUCCAGCUGGAGUUUCGUGCUAAAGAUGGGUUUGGUUUGGUUCCAGCGGGGUCAGCAGGAGGAUGAAUGCCAACUGUGCCGAGCUCAGGGGGUCAGGAGGGGCUCUGGGGAGAGCAGGGCUGAAAAAUGGAGCAGCUGAGGAGCUUUUAAUCACUUUUAACUUCCUCCAGGCAGAAGAGAGUGAGGGGAGAGAAGCAGCACCCACCAGUGCCAGGUGCCAGCUCUGAGCCCGCUCAGCUCCUGUGCCAGCACAGCUGAGGCACCGCCAGGGCAGCGCCAGAAAUCUGGAAUUCGUGGGGUUUUUUCCUUUUUUUUCCCUUUUUUUUUUUUAAAAUUCCCUCCGCUGGUGACUGUCACAAAGGUACAACAGCCCCUGAGGCACCCAGGUGAGAGAGGGAGGGAAGGAAACUGUAACAUGCUGGAAGCUUUUGGAGCUGUAGAAAACUGGUGCUUUGCUUUCUGUCAUUUGUUCGUGAAGUGUUUAUUUUUAUAACAGAUCCUAUCGUUGAACACACGGUUCCUAAAAGCUGUGGACUGAUCCAUGAGCUUAAUAUUUGAUGGAGAAUUCAUUCAUCUGUGGGAGGGGGGAGGAAAUGGAGCAGGUGGAUGUUUUACAGGGACGCUGUCACAGAAUAGUUGCUGGCGUUUAGGAUGUGUGAGUUUGGGGGGGUUGCUGUCACAUCCCUGCGUGGAAAUUAAAUAUUCUGUGUGUGUGUAUGAUCAAAUAGAGCAUUUCCCCUCAGCUUUGAGUAUUUCCCUGCAGUUUUGGGAGGCUUAAAUACGAGUCCUGAUGGGAUAGAAGCAACACUAACACUCUGUUCUGGCUGUCAGGAGGAUUUGGGGCUUUUCGGAGCCCGUCAGAGCAGGGAGAGCCGACAGUGUCCUUUGGAGACCUCCCCAAGCCAAGCCUAGCUCUAAAUCAAAUUCUAGACUUCCCACUUCAGUAGUUGAAUGUCUUUUCAUGGAACUCUUUCUAUCAAACCAUAAAUAUUUCAGAAGUCCAGCCCAGCCCUGCCAGGUGCUGGCUCUGUGUCACCUCUGUCGGCCCCGAUUCUGCCCCGCAGCCGGCCCAGCAUGCUCAGUGUGACUGCAAACCACCAGUGUGCAAAUGCUUUGUAUAGUGGGGCGAGGGUUUUUUAUAUAUAUAUUUUGGGAGGGGGGGGAGCGGGGUGGGUGGAGAUCCUCGAAUCAGCUUAAGCCAGACUUAAAUGUGUGUAAAAGCCCCCGAAAUCUUCGGUGUGUGAGUGCGCGGGUGCGAGUGGGAGUGUCUGACAUCCCAUUCCCUUUGUGUUCUCAGCAUUUGUGAGGUUUUAUUUUCUUUUUUCUUUUUUUUUUUUUCCUUUUUUCCCCCUCCCCUUCCUUCCUGCAGAAGCAAUUGUUACAAAAUGAAAAAAAUAAUUGUAAAUAAGAGCUACGUAAUUCUUUUUUUGUUGUUGUUUGCCAUCGUGUCACAGCAAACCCUGAGUGAGCAGUGUGAAGGUGGAGGAGGAGACUCCAGGUAGGGCCUUGGGCCUUGGGCAAGGCAUCAUUUUCUGGUAUGCAAUGAAUAUUUUGUCUUGAGUGUUUGCAAUCCCCUGGUGAGCUUUUCUGAAAAAUCAGGCUCUUUGCAGUUCCCCGUGCUUUUUAAUUUUUAUUAUGAUUUUUCUUCUUUCAUUUCAAAAGCAGAAAAAAGGGGCAGCUGCAAACAGUCACCACUGUGGGGUUGGGAACUCUGGACAACGCUGAGAUCUAGCAUGGUACUAGGAGUUAAGUCUGAAUGUAACAUUAAUGCUUUAUUUAAAAUUAAAAACAAACAAACACUUUUUUUUUUUUUUUUAAGGGGUUGAAGUGAACAUGACUGUUGACCAUGUUCGUGAAUUUCUAGAUGCAAACAUUCAUUGGUAGAAUCGUGUGAUGGUCUUUUGUGCUACUUAAUUAAUUUUACAUAUUCCGAGUCUCUGUAUGUACCUGCAAAGAAAGAAAAACAAAAAAAAUAACAAAAACCCUGCUUUGCUUUUCUUGAAAAAGGGUUCCCAGGACUGCAUACCUGCUCCUGAGCUCUGUUUUAAGUAUGUGUAUCCUUCGCUUGUAUUUUGUAUUAAAAAAAAGAACCACGAGGAAAAAAUGAACCCUUUAUUGUUCAGCAUGUUGGAAUUGUGUCCCCUCUUUUAUUUUUCUCCUUUUUGGAAUAUAUUAAGCAACUCAUUCUUCUGUAUCUUUUAUUUUCUUUUGUAAACUUUUUGGUUUUGUUUAAAAAUGGCUUUAUAAAAGGGCUUUUAUAACCCAUGA